This is a messenger RNA of Chrysochloris asiatica (Cape golden mole), 963 nucleotides long. RefSeq names its product olfactory receptor 2T2-like. NCBI's taxonomy places the organism in Eukaryota, Metazoa, Chordata, Mammalia, Afrosoricida, Chrysochloridae. The record is from RefSeq and is a predicted model, not a curated record. The transcript has a single exon. Gene Ontology annotation, molecular function: G protein-coupled receptor activity; olfactory receptor activity. Gene Ontology annotation, cellular component: membrane. The coding region runs from base 1 to 963 and encodes 320 amino acids. Gene Ontology annotation, biological process: G protein-coupled receptor signaling pathway.
AUGAAAAUGCAGAACUCCACUGACUUCAUCCUAUUGGGCCUUAUCACCCAUCCCAUGUUCCCUGGGCUUAUCUUCGCAGUUGUCUUCUCCAUUUUUGUGGUGGCUGUAACAGCGAAUGUGGUCAUGAUUCUGCUUAUUCAUGUGGACUCUCGUCUCCACACACCCAUGUACUUCUUGCUCAGCCAACUCUCCAUCAUGGACACAGUGUACAUCUGCAUUACUGUCCCCAAGAUGCUUCAAGACCUUCUGUCUAAGGAAAAGACUAUCUCCUUCCUUGGCUGUGCAGUUCAGAUAUUUCUCUACCUUACACUAAUUGGAGGGGAAUUCUUCCUGCUGGGUCUUAUGGCAUAUGACAGAUAUGUAGCUGUAUGCAACCCCCUCCGGUACCCACUCCUCAUGAACCGAAGAAUUUGUUUGUAUAUGGUGGUGGGUUCCUGGGUUGGUGGAUCUUUGGAUGGAUUUAUGCUGACCCCUGUCACCAUGAGUUUUCCCUACUGUAGGUCUCGAGAAAUCAAUCAUUUUUUCUGUGAGAUCCCAGCUGUGCUGAAGCUGUCAUGUGUAGAUACUUCUCUCUAUGAGACCCUCAUGUAUUCCUGCUGUGUGCUGAUGUUACUCAUCCCUAUAUCCAUCAUUUCUGUCUCCUACACAAGAAUUCUGAUUACUGUCCAUCGGAUGAAUUCUGCUGAGGGUCGACGCAAAGCCUUUGCUACAUGUUCCUCCCAUAUCAUGGUGGUGAGCAUAUUCUACGGGGCAGCCUUCUACACCAAUGUGCUGCCCCAUUCCUAUCACACACCAGAGAAAGAUAAAGUUGUUUCUGCCUUUUACACUAUCCUCACACCCAUGCUAAACCCACUCAUUUACAGUUUGAGGAAUAAAGAUGUGGCAACAGCUUUCAGGAAAAUGCUGGGUAGGUGCACGUCCUCCCAGAGAAUCAGGGGAGAGAAUAUAUCCAGGACAUGCUAG